GUCAGCACAGCUCCAGCGCCGGCCCGUGAGGCUGGCGACCCGCGCCUUGACACUUCCAGCCUUUCCACGCGUAAUCUGCCGCCCAGAUUUAUUUAGGAGCCCCUCUUUCCGACCGUGAUUUUCAUGGUUAAUAGAUGAGCGCGGGACUCUGCGUCUGUAUAUAUAGAGUACGGUUUAGGUUGUCCUGUAUUUCGAACGCAGCGCCGCUAUACGAGGAGGUAGCAUGAGAUAAAUUGGGCUUGCCACACACACACACGCCGUGUACAGAAAGGAAAGUGUUCGCCCGAGAUUUGCCGAUAACUACAAGGAGAAGGAACGCACGCGCUGGGGUUGUCUUGUUCUAGGAGGAGGUGUUGAUGCACACAAGAAUGGUCCUGCUGUUGACAGUGAAGAUGCAGCGAGCUCUGAGAAGGAUUGGAACCCGUGUUCGCACUCUCUUGCUCUUCGGGGUUAUCUUUAUGGCGAUUCUAGUGUUCCAAGUGGUGACAUGGAAACCUGAGUCGGACCUCUCCGCGGUGUCCCGGAGAACUGGCGACAGCGAUGGCGGGGCAGGACGCGCAUCCCACCGCCCGGUUCACGGUGCCGUCCCGGUGAGACAAGCGAGCUCUCCCCGCGCGGAUGAUGAGGUCGUCUGGGGCGAAGGGCCUCGGGAUACAGGCAAGACCUUCUCCGCGAUAAGGAAAUCUGAACAACUUGAAAGUUUACCGCUUCAGACAAGCCCUUUAGCGAAAACAGGCGGGAAGUCGAACCUCACGAUUCUUCCUCUCAUGAACACUGUCUUCCUCCUAGGCAUGAACGUGUCGUAUAUGGGGUGUUACCAAGACAACGUGCUGCCCAACCGGCGGGCUCUACAGGACGACUUCUUCGCGGACUACCGGAGGAUGACCAUCGAGAAGUGUCUGGCACACUGUCGGAGGAAGGGACUGUACUAUGUUGGUCUGGAGUUCGGGGGAGAGUGUUACUGUGGAAAGAAUAUCCAUGCCGUCCCCACCCAUCCCCGGGAAUGUAACAUGACCUGUCCCGGACGACACACCGCACGAGUGACGUGUGGAGGUGUGGCUAGAAUAGCGAUCUAUAGAAUGGACCAAAAGGCUUUGGAGAAAAUACACAAAGAGCGGCUGAAGCAGCGAGCGAUCCCGAUUCCGACAAUUGCCGACUCCUACCGAGGGUGCUUCCGAAUGACGACAGCACCCGAACUAAUCUCGCCCUCGCCUCCCUGGCAGGACGACCGAUUGUCCCCAGUAAGAUGCGUGCAAAGAUGUACAACAAAGCUUUUCACGCUAGCGAUCAUGGGAAACUUCACCACCUGUCAGUGCGCAAACGUCACCGCGGGCUUCCGGAUCUCUAACGCCUCUGGGGACGAGAACUGCAACUACCCGUGCGCUGGGAACGAGGAGCAGAGGUGUGGAGGGCCCGGUCACGCUUCCAUCUACAGAACAAAUGUGGAGGAUGCUCGCUGCUCGCAUCAAGAGUUUAUCGUGCCGGACCACAGCCGUCCACUGGUCGCCCUGGCGAGCUUCCCCGGCUCAGGUAACACCUGGGUCCGCCACCUCAUCGAGAAGGCCACGGGGAUCUACACGGGAAGCUUCUACAACGACGGGGACCUUUAUCUGAAAGGAUUUAAAGGAGAAAGAGAGAACUGGCGGAGAGGGAACACUAUUGUGGUCAAAACACACGUCUUCGAUAAGGAGCACAUCCAGACAUUUGACGGUGCAAUACUUCUGCUAAGAAACCCUUACAGAGCCAUCCAGGCUGAACAUAACAGAAGACUUGCGGGACAUACGGGGCUAGCAGGGGCCAAAAGCUAUUGGACACAAGAAUGGGUGGGCUUUGUGAAAGGAGGUUCCCAAACCUGGGCGAACACCGCUCUGGAAUGGAUCAAACACUGCAAGAGACUAUUCGUCGUUCACUACGAAGACCUCCGAAAGGACCUGAUCGGCCAGAUCAAGAGAAUAUUACAAUUUCUGGAAGUACCCGUUUCAGAGGAGAGACUUCUGUGCGUGGAGACAGAUAAAGAUGGGAAAUUUAAACGAAGAAGACAUCUUGAUUUUGAUCCAUAUAAAGCGGAAAUGCACGAGGCCAUUGAUAUCUACAUCCGGUCUGUUGGAAUGGCGCUACAGCUGAACAACCUAACGAAAAUUCCACAGGAAUAUUUCCCAGACGAACAUGUUUAGAAUUGAGAACUUGUCGUUAUAUCAUAUCAUAGCUUAUAUGUUGAGAUGUUUAUUUGAUAAGUGGGUAUUACACUGGGCUGUGCCGGAUUGCGCAAAGCGACGUUCGCAAAGCGGCGCGAUUCGUCGCCUGAAAUUAUUUUGAUGUUUUAAACGUGCAAUUCUCAAAACGUCGAAAUUUAUGUAUUUGAAUUCCGUUAGAAAACCGUUAGAAAAUUUGUUCUUUAUCUCUGAAAUUCGUUGAGUAAUCUUUCGAACCCAGCAGUGCCGCACUGAUGCCCCAAGUGCAGUGAGAUACCACCCUUAGCAAAUGCCGGAAAGAACGCUAGAGAAAUGUCUGGUAAAAGGCAAAUCUGUACUUUCCUAGCGCAGUUUGGCGCAGCGUGGUGAGAUGACCACUUUAAAAACCAGUUUCCGAUAUCUGAAAGUUAUCUGUGUAUAUUUGACAAUCAAUAUUUUCGAUGUUAUAUCGUCGUGUUGUGUGGAUAUAAAGAGACUCAAUAUCGUAAAACGAGUCAAUCGUUGAAAUAGCCGUGUAUAAUCGCCGGACCUUGCAGCUAUAAAACUCCAGGAAACCGAUACUAAGCUCAAAGUAAUAGCAUAGGAACCCAUAAAGAUUCAAAUGAAUGUGUUAAGUUUUCAUCUAUACACAUUGGACCUGGACAGAAGGUUUUUAAUUUUCCUCAUACUA
Molecule: messenger RNA, 2862 nt
Organism: Branchiostoma floridae (Florida lancelet)
Lineage: Eukaryota; Metazoa; Chordata; Leptocardii; Amphioxiformes; Branchiostomatidae
Product: WSC domain-containing protein 2-like
Exons: 8
Coding region: 357-2174 (605 amino acids)
Molecular function (GO): sulfotransferase activity
Source: RefSeq, a predicted model, not a curated record